Messenger RNA from Pyrenophora tritici-repentis Pt-1C-BFP, 591 nucleotides. Its product is annotated as Herpes-BLLF1 multi-domain protein. The record is from RefSeq and is a predicted model, not a curated record. Lineage: Eukaryota; Fungi; Ascomycota; Dothideomycetes; Pleosporales; Pleosporaceae.
AUGAAGUUCACCACCACCGCCAUUGCUGCUACUGCCGCCACCAUGGUCUCUGCUCUUCCCCAGGCCACUCAGUUCGAGAAGAUCAGCCCCGGCGACACCUUCCACGUCAUGAGCCUUCGCACUGGCACCCCCAUCCAGUUCGGCAACAUGCAAGCCGCCAACAGCCGACUCUACAUCAACGCUCCUAAGCAGAACGAGACCAACUGCGGCGACGAGCACAACUACGCUACCUUCCAGCUCGGCCAGAACGGCACCCUCAACCUCUUCACCGAGGCCCCAUACCAGUCUGUCUACGUCGACCGCUCCGGCAUGGCCCAAGGCGCCAUCGGCUUCACCACUGGAGCUCAGCCCGGUCCCAAGUACGCUCAAUACGACGGCUGGUCCAUCACCAAGGACAGCAUUCUCACCUACACUACCAACGACAUCUUCAAGGACCAGCUUAACUUCCAGGCUUGUCCCAACGCUGUUGGUGGUGGCUACGCCGUCUGGCUCGGUGGUAACUUUGACCCCGCUGGCCAGAAGGACUGCAUUCCCUUCAGUGGUCUCGCCGUCAAGAAGCCCGAGGACCUCCGCUGCCACUACUCUUUCUAA